AUGGCCUUGGAGGUAACCGCGAAAGGUAUGGGGAGCUCAAGCGGGGGCGAUGAGGAAUGCGGGUGCUACAUGGAAGCGAUCGAGAUACGACGAGGCGAAUCGCCAACAGCAGAAGCGAAACAGUGUUUGCAAUCUUGCAGGGACCAGUUUCUAGAGACGGUGUCGAUCGAACACGAGACCUCCGAGGGCUGGAAAUACAUUUGCAAGGAUCUGACGAGCAAGACGCCCAGCUCUCGAUUUUGGUCGCUAUAUUGGUGCGACACAACGUUCUGCGGAGUCUGGAUAAAUCAGACGGGAGGGCUGCAACAAGACCCAAUCUCGGUAUGUUCGGUUACCGGGUUCAUCGUCAUGGUUGCUUUGGCCUUCUUAUGCCUGCAAAGACAUAAGAAGCACCGGUCUGGCCUGGAUGACGUCCGGGGACGGUCUCGCUCGAGGUUAGAUAACGGGAUCGCUCCAAGGGGCUCGCCCACGCCGCUAAUUGCGUCCAGCCACGAUUCCAGGCCGCUGAUACCUCCUCUCCGCCUACGGGACCGCAAGCUGCUCCCUUCGAUCCUGCGGUCGGGCCACAACCAGUCGCCUUCUCCGCCCCUGACACCGCUCACCCCGGCACACAGCCAUGGCGGCGGCGGCGGCGGCGGCCACUCCAGCGUCAUGUUUCCGUCGUCACCGAUAACAUCGCCUACGACGAACAAGCUUGUUCCGCGGUACGAGCGCACACCAAGGGUUCACGGCACUACUGGCAGUCUUCCUAGUCUACCUCCCCCGGCAUUGUUUGGAAUACAUGGUUCUGGCGCGCCCAGAAGCCGCGGGAGUUUGAGCAGCUAUGGAGCAGGCUCGACAACAGGACCGUCAUCUUUACGGAAUGAAGCGUUUUCCUUUUCUGGAACCACGUCUCCGCCGCCCACAUCACCAACACGCCCUCCGCGACCGCACGAGGGGCCACUGGAGAUACCGGACUUGGUAAAACCAGCACCGUUUCCGUUUGGAUCACGGAUGAACCGAUCGGUGCCAUCAGCAUCUCCUCAGCCUGUUUCGCCGCUAUCACAUACCUCGUCCUUGGCUAUGGGCGGCAGCAGUGCGAGUCCAAUGUGGAAUCCAGCGCGGGCUGUCUCAUCGCCGAGGGAUGAGCGAGCCUCUGGUGACCAUCACGUUGUUGGGGAAUACUCGGGCCAAGACCGUGGCAGCUGGGGGAGCUGGAGCGACAACGGUUACGGAGACAGUUACGGCAACGGGAACGGGAACGGGAGCGGAAGGAAAGUGGCCAGCGCGAUUGUUGGUAACUCUGGUCAUGCGACCGGAGCGCUAUCGCCCGUCAGGGGCGCCAGAUCUAUCUCUACAUGCGCCGUGAGCCCGCCACCUAGAUUACCGCUGAGGCCGAUGGCCAUCUCUACCAUGUCCUCUGCUGUAAGUAGUAGUGGUCCGAUCGGGUUUGCGGUGACGGGAGGGCCGGGAAGAACAAGCAACUCUGCGGCCGUGUCAACGUUGCACGAGGAAGACGGCGGAUUGUUCUGA
Messenger RNA from Sordaria macrospora k-hell, 1512 nucleotides. The record is from RefSeq and is a predicted model, not a curated record. NCBI's taxonomy places the organism in Eukaryota, Fungi, Ascomycota, Sordariomycetes, Sordariales, Sordariaceae.